AUGGAUUCUAAUAAUGAAUUUGUAAUUCAUAAUCAAAUGAUAGGCGUCCCACAAGGAUCUUGCAGCGGUCCGUUUUUGUGGUCAUUAAUAGCAGAAGAUAUUCUACACACUUCAAUGCCAAGAGGAGUUUUUAUUCAAGCAUUCGCAGAUGACUUUGUGAUUGGCGUUGUUAAAGAAACAAUAAAGAGCAUGGGAGAUGAAGCAAACUCAGCUUUAAUACAAUUCAAAAAAUGGGCAGAUUAUUAUAAUUUGAAAGUCUCAACAGAUAAAUCAAGUUUAUUACUUUUUAGAAGAAAAACUAAGAAUCAAACUAUUAAAUAUGGGACUGAAAAAAUUAAAAGAGUAAGGACUUUAAAGUAUCUAGGAAUCAUUCUUGAUGAAAACCUUUCAUUCUUACCACAUAUACAACACCUAAAGACCAAAUCAACCAAUUAUUUACAACAUUUAAGACGCCUGGCAGGAAAAUAUUGGGGCUACAAUAUUCGUUUCAGAGCUCGCUUAUAUGAUUCUGUUUUUCUCAGAAUAAUAGCUUAUGCAUCUCCAAUUUGGGCAAGCAAUCCAACUACAAGAUUGAAUUUAAAUCUUUUGAAAUUACAACGUCCUUUGUUAUUACAUUUAACAGGAGCUUAUGCAACAACAGCAAAUAGUUCUUUACAAAUAAUCACCGGUAUACCUCCUUUAGAUAUUCAAAUUUCCUACGAAGUAAAAAUGGGAACAUUACUCAGACUUAAUAAGGACGUUGUCACAUGUUUUGGAAUUCUUCGAGCGUCUUCCUUUGAAAAGAAAAUCAAAACAAUUUUAUUUCAUCCCAGUGUUUCCUUAACAUCUUCAUUACAAAUAAACUCAUCAAAUUUGGAAAAUUCAAGCACUAAUAUUUAUUCCUUCCGUUACUUCACAGAUGGCUCGAAAACAAAACAAGCUACAACGGCAGCUUUCCUUAUUUUAAAUAACACAACUCCAACUGACGAAACCACAUUUCUUCUAAAUGUCUCCAACUCUAUUUUUCAAGCAGAAGCGUUAGCAAUAAAAGAAGCAAUAGAUCAUGCUGUAACCCACAAUAACUUACCAUCAAUUAUGUACAGUGACAGUCAAUCAGUCAUUAAAUCAAUUGGUAAUCUAAACCCAACAAACUCUUUAAUAGCUGAAAUCCAACAACAACUAAUAAAUCAUGAUAAUAUCAAAAUUUCUUGGAUUAAAGGUCAUUCAACCUCUGCUGGAAACAAUAGAGCCGAUUUUCUCGCAAACCAAACAGCAAAUGGACUCUUAGUACCAACAAAACAGCAUCCUUUGCCAUUUCCAAGAAGUUUUGCAAAGCAUAAAUUAUUACAAGAUCUACGGACUGAUUGGCAAGAACGAUGGGAACAAGACAUAACAGGAAGACUAAUCUACAAAAUCCGUCCGAAAGUUAAACUUACUCCUUUGAAUUUAAAUAGACAUGAAAUUUUUUUUCUUUACUGGCCAUGGCCCUUUCCCUUCAUACUUGAAAAGAUUCCAUAUUAG
Messenger RNA from Uloborus diversus, 1500 nucleotides. RefSeq lists its product as uncharacterized. NCBI's taxonomy places the organism in Eukaryota, Metazoa, Arthropoda, Arachnida, Araneae, Uloboridae. The coding region runs from base 1 to 1500 and encodes 499 amino acids. Gene Ontology annotation, molecular function: nucleic acid binding; RNA-DNA hybrid ribonuclease activity. The transcript has a single exon. The record is from RefSeq and is a predicted model, not a curated record.